Spirodela intermedia is the source of this 1257-nucleotide messenger RNA. The record is from the annotation of a GenBank genome assembly. Lineage: Eukaryota; Viridiplantae; Streptophyta; Magnoliopsida; Alismatales; Araceae.
AUGGAGCUCCCUAUGGCGAGGGCGGCGCUGGAUUUUUCGCGGAGGCGUCGAAGAUGGCUCCUCCUCCUCGCCGCCGCUGGGGCUGCUGGGUACGGCGCCUACAGGGUCUACCACCUCCCUGCGGUGGCUGAGAAGAGGCGGAGGCUGGCGAAGCUUCUCAGGGCCAUGGUUUCCUUGGCGGAGGCCUUCUCCGCGUCGGCGGAGACGUUCGGGCUGGUCUCGGAGGACGUGAACCUGUUCCUCCGCAGCGACUCGGACAAGAUCCCCCCCAGCCUGACGCAGCUCUCCAAGAUCGCCGUCUCCGAUGAGUUCGCCGGCUCCGUGUCGAGGAUCUCCGAGGCGGUGACCUUCGGUGUGCUGCGGGGGGUCGUCGCCUCCGAGUCCGGCUCGGGAAGCAAACCCGGAUCGCAGACCGAAUCGAGCGUUGCUGAGAGGCUUCUGGACAAGCUCUUCUCCACCGCCGGCUCCGGUUUCGCCUCGGUGGUGGUCGGGAGCUUCGCCAGAAACCUGGUGAUGGCCCUCUACUCCGCGCAGGCUGAGAUGUCGACCGGAGCGGCUUCCGACGGCGGCGGCGGCGCCGCAGAUGCCUCCUCUGUGCCUCAGUGGGUUAGUCUGAUCUGCGACGACAAGUUCCGGCUGCUGAUUGGAGACUGCAUCCAGGCCUUCGUAGGUACGGCCGUCGCGGUGUACCUGGACAAGACUAUGGACCUCAACACGUUUGACGAUAUGUUCUCUGGUCUCACCAAUCCGAAGCACGAUGCCAAGAUGAAAGAGGUGCUGGUCUCGGUCUGUAAUGGCGCCGUGGAGACCCUCGUCAAGACCUCCCACCAUGUGCUCACCAGCGCGAGCCCGGGUUCGAGUUCAUCGACGGACAGAGACGAAGAAGCCGAUGCAGAAGAGGCUCUGUCGACGAAGCGCAACAGUACGAGAUUGCUCGACGCCGGCGUUAAGGAGACCAUUGGUGCCGGAUGGAUAGACGUGGUGUCGUCGACGCUGGCCGUCCCGAGCAAUCGGAGCUUCGUUCUCGAUUUGACAGGGAGGGUGACAUCUGAAACGGUGAAAUCUUUCCUCGACAUGUUACCCCGCAGUCUGUCCUACAGUGCACAGAGGGGUGUGAAGGUCGUCCGGGGGGAGAUUGCUGAGAGAGGCGCGGAAGUGAUGAGGUACGUCACCACCAAGUCCAUGCUCUCCGUCACAGUGUGCCUCGCCCUGUGCUUGCACUUGUUCUCCGAAACGAGGGUCCUGGUUCCUGCAUAG